AUGAGUUCAAGUGCAAACAAUGGAAAUUUUCCAGCCCACAUGCCAAAUUUUGAUGGGAAAGAUUGGGAUAGAUGGAGAAUGCAUAUUCGAGCAUUGUUUGGAUUCCAAAAAGUGUUGGAAAUCAUAAAGAAAGGAUUUGAAGAAUUGGGAGCCAAUCCAACAGAGGAACAAAGAUCAAGAUUCAAAGAAAACAAGAAGAAAGAUUGCAAGACCAUCUUCAUUCUUCAUCAAUGCCUUGACACAGCCAACUUUGACAAAAUUUCUUAUGCAAAAAAUGCAAAAGAAGCAUGUGACAUUUUGGAGAAGUGUUAUUCUGGUGGAACCAAGAUCAAGAAAGUGAAAUUGCAGACCUUACAGAAACAGUUCGAAGUGUUGCAGAUGGAGGAACAAGAGAAGGUUUCAAAUUUGAUUUCAAGAUUGAGGAGCAUCACAAAUCAGAUGGCUAGAUGUGGAGAGAAGUUGUUCGACUAUGUUGUGUGCGCAAUUGAAGAAUCUAAAGACAUUUCCGCAUUGAGUCUUGAAGAGUUGCAGGGAACUCUAGAAGCAAGAGAGUUGAGAAUUGAUGAAAGGAGUGGGGGAAAUUCUGGAAAUCAGGCAUUGGUAGCAUAUGCCAACAAGAGGGGAUACCAGAAAAAGAAAUGGAGGAAGAACAAAUUCAAGAAACCUGAAGAUAAGUCUGAAUCUUCAUCAAAAGGAGGAAAUUCGAGUGGAGGGAAACAGAAGAAGAAAAGAGAAGAUGAAGCAUGUGUUGCUCAGGAAUGUUCUUCAUCAGACUCAAAUACAGUCUUGCUGUUGGCUACCACAAACGAAGAACGAUCUUCGUUUUCAGCCACAUACGAAGAACGAUCUUCGUUUUCAGCCACAGACGAAGAACGAUCUUCAUUUUCAGAAACAAUCUUGUUAAUGGCCACCACAAACGAAGAACAUUCUCCAUCCCAGGUAUGGUUCCUUGAUAUUGGUUGUUCCAAUCACAUGACAAGUCAUAAAUAA
Molecule: messenger RNA, 990 nt
Organism: Cicer arietinum (chickpea)
Lineage: Eukaryota; Viridiplantae; Streptophyta; Magnoliopsida; Fabales; Fabaceae
Source: RefSeq, a predicted model, not a curated record